Molecule: messenger RNA, 6259 nt
Organism: Drosophila montana
Lineage: Eukaryota; Metazoa; Arthropoda; Insecta; Diptera; Drosophilidae
Gene: Nrg
Product: Neuroglian
Exons: 8
Coding region: 405-4283 (1292 amino acids)
Biological process (GO): brain development; cell-cell adhesion; axon guidance
Cellular component (GO): axon; plasma membrane
Molecular function (GO): cell-cell adhesion mediator activity
Source: RefSeq, a predicted model, not a curated record
GCAGUCUUCAUUUUGUUUUUGUUGCGCGCGGUUGUGCCUUCGCCUUGUAUGUAUAGCAGCAGAAGCAGCAGCGCCGGUCUGAGCGAGAGAGACUGACGCCCGUGUGCAUGCAUGCGAAAGGAAAAACGCUCACUUGGAUGCAAUUUUCAUUAGUGAGAAAAUUGUGAGAACCUAAGAAAGGAAAGAAAAAAAAGCAAAAACAAAACGAAAAGAAAAGAAAAGAAAAACAUUCCAGACAGUACAAUUGCAACACGACGAAAUUGACAAUACAAUUGCGCUGAUAGUUGUAGAUCCCAGGGUCCAGAAGAGAGUGUGCCAUACGAAAGGGGCACAGAGACUGUGUGUGUGUGUGUGUGAAUCGAGAACAACAACAACAAUUGCAGCGCAGUUGAACAACAACUAAAAUGCGGCGGCAGUCAACGAUGCUGGCCGCGAUAUUACUGGCUGCCAUUUUAGGCAGCACAACGGCAAUGAACAAUUCCCCGCCGCGGAUCAUCAAACAGCCCCCCACAGAUGAGCUGCUUUUCAAGGUGGCGCAACAGAACAAAGAGAGCGACAAGCCAUUCAUUAUCGAGUGCGAGGCCGAUGGACAACCGGAACCGGAAUAUAGAUGGAUCAAGAACGGCAAGAAGUUUGACUGGCAGGCGUACGAUAACCGUAUGCUGCGCCAGCCUGGACGUGGCACAUUGGUGAUCACAUCACCCAAGGAUGAGGAUCUGGGACAGUAUCAGUGCUUUGCCUCCAACGAGUUUGGCGUCGCCACAUCGAAUUCGGUGUUUGUGCGCAAGGCGGAGCUGAAUGCGUUCAAGGACGAGGCAGCCCGCAGCGUUGAGGCCGUCGAGGGUGAGCCUUUCUCGCUGCAGUGCGAGGCGCCCGAUGGCUGGCCAAAGCCCACUGUCAACUGGCUGAUACAGCAGACCAUCGAUGCGGGCAUCAAAUCGAUCAACAAUUCACGCAUGACCCUCGACCCGGAGGGCACACUCUGGUUCUCCAAUGUGACGCGCGAUGAUGCCAGCGGCGAUUUCUGGUAUGCCUGCUCGGCAACGUCAGUGUUCCGCAACGAGUACAAGAUCGGCAAUAAGAUACUGCUGGACGUCAAGCAGAUGGGCGUGAGUGCAUCCCAGAAUCGUUAUCCCCCCAAGCGGCAGUACGUGACCCGCAAGAACGAGGUGGCGCUGCGCGGCAAACGUGUCGAACUGUAUUGCAUCUAUGGCGGCACACCGUUGCCGCAGACACUCUGGUACAAGGAUGGAAAACGGGUGGAAUGGAACGAUCGCAUUACCCAAGGCAACUAUGGUAAAUCUCUGGUAAUUAGGCAGGCCAAUUUCGACGAUGAGGGCACCUACAACUGUGACGUGUCCAAUGGUGUGGGCCAGGCGCAAUCCUAUUCGAUCAAUUUGAAAAUUCAUGCCAUACCCUACUUCACCGAGGAGCCGGAGAUACAAAAUGCCGCCGAGGAUGAGGAGGUCGUAUUCAAUUGCAAGGCCGCCGGACAUCCAGAGCCGACCAUUCAAUGGAUACACAAUGGCAAGCCGAUUGCGCAAAGCGAACCAAAUCCUCGACGCACCGUUACCAACAACUACAUUAAGAUCGUGAAUCUGGUGAAGAAGGACACGGGCAAUUAUGGCUGCAACGCCACCAAUUCCCUUGGCUAUGUCUACAAGGAUGUGUACCUCAAUGUGCUCGCCCUGCCCCCAGAGAUCCAGGAGCCACCACGCGCCGAGGCCACCGUCAACGGACGCAACAUCACAAUGCGCUGCCGCGUCUUUGGUGCACCCAAGCCCCAGGUGAAAUGGCGCCACAAUAAUAACUGGCUGACCGGAGGUCGUUACAAUGUGCUGCCAUCGGGCGAUCUAGAGAUACAGGAGGUGACCUUCGCCGACAAUGGCAAUUACACGUGCUUAGCGGUCAACAAGUUUGGCAAUGCGACGGCCGAGGGUUCGCUGGUGGUGAAGGAGCGCACCAGGAUUACACAGGAGCCGCAAAACUAUGAGGUCGCCGCCGGCCAAUCGGCCACAUUCCGUUGCAACGAAGCACACGACGACACCUUGGACCUGGAGAUCGAAUGGCUGAAGGAUGGCCAACCGAUUGAUUUUGAUGCAGAGGCACGAUUUGUGAAGACCAACGACAAUUCUUUGACAAUUGCCAAGACCAUGGAGCUGGAUUCGGGCGAAUACACGUGCGUUGCACGCACUCAACUGGACGAGGCCACGGCCAAGGCGAAUCUCAUAGUGCAGGAUGUGCCGAAUGCGCCCCGUUUGAUAGGCAUCACAUGCCAGGCCGACAAGGCAGAGAUCUCCUGGGAGCCGCAAGGUGAUAAUCGUUCGCCCAUUCUACACUACACGAUCCAGUUCAACACCUCGUUCACGCCCGCCUCCUGGGAUACGGCAUACGAGAAGGUGCCCAGCACGGACUUCUCAUUUGUACUGCAAAUGUCGCCAUGGGCCAACUAUACGUACCGUGUGAUUGCUUUCAACAAGAUCGGACCAUCGCCGCCGUCGGGACAUAGCGAGCCGUGCACCACACAGCCGGAUGUGCCGUUCAAGAAUCCGGACAACGUUGUCGGCCAGGGCACAGAGCCAGAUAAUUUGGUCAUCACAUGGACACCGAUGCCGGAGAUCGAACACAAUGCUCCGAAAUUCCAAUAUCGUGUCAGCUGGAAGCGUGACAUACCCGGUGCCGCCUGGGAGAACAAGGACAUCUUUGAUUGGCGCCAGAACAAUCUCCUGAUCCCCAAUCAGCCGACAUUCGUCAAGUAUCACAUCAAGGUGGUGGCCAUCAAUGAGCGCGGCGAAUCGAAUGUUGACGCCGAGGAGGUGAUUGGCUACUCUGGCGAGGACCGUCCCCUCGAGGCGCCCACUAACUUCAGCAUGCAGCAAGUAACCAGUGCAACCCAUGCUUAUGUGGGCUGGAAUCCGGUCAGCGUGGAGUCUGUGCGCGGCCAUUUCAAGGGCUACAAGAUCCAAACCUGGACGGACAAGGAGGGCGAAGAGGGCCUCCGUGAAAUACACACAAUCCAGAACGGUGCGCUCGUCACACAAUUCAAGCCCGACUCCAAGAACUAUGCCCGCGUCCUGGCCUACAAUGGACGCUUCAAUGGACCGCCCAGCGCUGUGAUUGAUUUUGAUACGCCCGAGGGUGUGCCGUCAUCAGUGCAAUCGCUGGAGGCUUAUCCGCUGGGCUCAUCUGCCUUCUGGCUAACCUGGAAGAAGCCGCUCAAUCCCAAUGGCAAGCUGACUGGCUACAAAAUCUACUAUGAGGUGGUCAAGGGCAGCUAUGUGGGCGAACGACGCGAAUAUGAACCCCACAUCACCGAUCCUCGCAUCACACGCAUGAAAAUGGCCGGUCUGAAGCCCAAGACCAAGUACCGCAUCUCCAUCACAGCCACAACCAAAAUGGGCGAGGGCACCGAGCAUUACAUUGAGAAGACCACACUGGGCGAAGAUGUUGAGCCGCCAUCCACACCAUCCCUAACUUGGGAGCCGAUCCAGUCGCCAAAUGGUCAGCCUACCUACCGUAUAAAUUGGGUGCCCAGCACUGAUGGCCGUUCGGGCUCACACUUCUUCACCAAGUAUAGAAUCAAGGGUGAAACGGAAUGGACCAGCAAAGAACCCGAGAAAUCAGUCGACUAUCAGGAGGUGGGCAGCCUCGAUCCGGAUACAGUUUAUGAGUUCCGCGUUGUGUCGGUCGAUGGACAUUAUCACACGGAGAGCGCCACCCACGAGAUUGACACGAACAGCGCCGAGGGACCCAUAAUGGUGCGCAACGAGACUCUGGCGAAUGCCGGCUGGUUCAUUGGCAUGAUGUUGGCUCUGGCCAUCAUCAUUAUCCUGUUUAUCAUCAUUUGCAUUAUCCGUCGCAAUCGUGGUGGCAAAUAUGAUGUGCACGAUCGCGAGCUGGCCAAUGGCAGGCGUGAUUAUCCGGAUGAGGGCGGUUUCCACGAGUACUCGCAACCUUUGGACAACAAGAGCGCUGGUCGCCAAUCCGUUAGUUCAGCGAAUAAGCCCGGCGUGGAGAGCGAUACCGAUUCGAUGGCCGAAUACGGUGAUGGCGAUACAGGUCAGUUCACUGAGGACGGCUCCUUCAUUGGGCAGUAUGUGCCCGGCAAGCUGCAGCCGCCGGUCAGCCCACAGCCGCUGAACAACUCCGCCGCAGCGCAUCAGCAGCCGCAGCCCGUUGGAGUCAAUGCUGGAGGAGGAGCCAAUGCAGCUGGCCCUGGCAGCAGCAGCGGUGGCGGCGGCGCUGCCACGACGAGCACAGCUGCCGUUGCCACCUACGUCUAAGAGGCGUGGCAGCCAGCAUAAAGAUUGCGUUCAGUUCGUGCAUUCAAAAACUACGCCCAAGUUUAUUAACUAAUUCUGUGUGUGUGUGUAUGUUAGUAUGUGUGUGAGUGUGUGUGUGUGUGUGUGUGUGUGUGUGUGCGUGUGCGUGUGUGUAAACGAACAAAAAUUAAACUGCUUUAAUUGUCUGCAAAAAAUAAAACGAUUUACGAAAUUUAAAAUUAAAAAACAAAAAAAAAUGCGCAGUAAAAAAUGUAUUUAAACUCGCAUUUUAUUUGCUUAAAUAUGUAAAUUAGAUCUUUUUCAAUGUAUAAAAAACAAAUCUGGAAAUUGGGCGCAUUCAGCAAAAAAUUCUGAUAAAAAUUAUAUUUUUCCACCUCAAACAAGAAGUAAAUUUGUAAGAUGCAUUUUUGUUUAUUGUUUUGCAAAUUUGUGUGUUUUUGUAUUGCAAGCAGCUAGAAAUCGUGAUCAAUCAUGAUUGAUCAGAAUUGUCUCUGGAAUGCGCCUAUUUUACUUUUGUUACAAUCAAAUCAAAACAAAUUCAACUGAGAAAAAAACGAAAAUCCAACAAAAAAAAAAAUGCGAAAAUAAUAUGGAAAUGAUAUCGUUGCAAGUUCAAAUUUGUGUCUUUUUGUGUGUGAAUGUUCUUUUUUUUGUGUAUGCAAUUUUUUUUAAGCAUUUUAGUUGGUUUUGCACAUUGAAAAACUAAAAUGUAAUAAUGUAUUAGUACAGCUUUUAUAGUGUAUUCGUAGUCGUAUGCAUAGCCCUUGAAAAUGCCAGAUUUUUUCGAAACAGUGGGCCCAGCAUUGCAUUUUGCAGCUAAUUGAGUGUGGCCAGAUAUCUUCAAUUUCGCUUUAAACCAAAAUAUAUCUUAUGAAUUUUGAACAGUGCAAAUAUUUUGCAAUAUGAGCGCUUCACGGGAAUCGUACACAAGCAUACACCACGGGUCACUUGAAUAGAUACACAGUGUUGAAGUUGCAAGAAUCAGUGAAUAAAUUGUCAAACACAGGCCCUGAUAAUAUUAAGUUUCUUAAAACAGAACUGAAAUUACGGACUUCAAAACGAGGCGACGACUUUAAAAUAAUAUGUAGACCAAUCGCAAUUUCAUAUAUAUAUUUACAUGAUCAUCUACUUAGGCAAUGAAAUCGGCUCUAAAUAUGUAAAAACAAUAAACCUAGACAGUUAGUAAAAGUUGAUUAUUAUAAUUAAUUUUGUAUUAAGACAAUGUGAGGCUAAACUGUUGUAAACUCAAGUCAUAAUUCAUGAAUAUGUAAUCGAAAUCUUGCUGCCACUUUAAAGAUUAGGAGUUUGAAAUCGUAAUCUUUAGCUUACUCUGACUAUAAAUAGGUAAUAAAUAUAAUGUAAAACAACUCGAUACUUGAUCUAUGGAAAUUGUAAUGUGUCUGAAUAUAACUUAGAAUACAAUUUUCAUUUCAUUUGGAAAACUGGCACACAGAAAUUGCGAUCUGGUCCUUAAUGUUAUAAUAUAUAUAAUAGUUCAUGAAACCAAAUCUAAGAAAUCAACUUAAAAGCUGCAAUUUUGAUAUGUAAGUCUUAAAAGUGAGCAAUAUCAAGCUAGCUCCAUAUUGCUUGCUGCAUUUAAAUGAUAUAUAGAAAAAGCAAAACUGAAUGCAAAUUGAGCACUGUGUAGUUAUGCCAAGUGUUUUUGUGCAGUGUACGUAUACUAAUCUCUUGGUCAAUCAAUCAAUCAACACUAUUUAUGCAAUUUUUUGUACAUUUACAACAAUAUAUGUGUUCACAGUUGAGAGGGAGACAUAGAGAGCGCGAAAGGAGAGAGGAAGAGAGAGAGAGAGAGAGAACGAAAGCAAAUUGUCAAGAAAUCGAAAUUUCGAACACCGUUCAUUUUGAGAAUUGUAAUCUCUAGAUAAAAUGCGCCUGUACAAAGCAAGAAAUUGAGAAUUAAAAAAGGAGGAAAAACCGAAAAAAAACAUAAACUUUUAAGCUUAACAUAAACUUUG